Molecule: messenger RNA, 1146 nt
Organism: Eurytemora carolleeae
Lineage: Eukaryota; Metazoa; Arthropoda; Copepoda; Calanoida; Temoridae
Exons: 10
Coding region: 1-693 (230 amino acids)
Biological process (GO): proteolysis
Molecular function (GO): serine-type endopeptidase activity
Source: RefSeq, a predicted model, not a curated record
AUGAAUAAUUCUAGGUUUGAUCCUUACAAAGCCUUGGUUUCUCUUCACGCAAAGUUUCCUAAAUAUUUCAACGAGGAAAUCCUAAGGUAUGUGAUAACAGCUUCUCACUGCGUGUGUCCGACUGAUUACUCGGAGAGAGAAAAACUGAAAACAUGUCAUGAAGGAAAGGAACGGAUAAAGCUCCACUCGAACUAUCCAAUUCAAAUCGAUAUCUGUCUGGCGGUCAGUGAUGAACGAGAAUGCCAGAUGGAUAUAGAAUAUGACCGGGCCUACAGGGUGACUGAGCUUGUGGUUCGGAAAGAACGCUUGGCGAAGGAUAAUCUAAAAACCUUUGACAUUGCUCUUCUCAAACUUGACCGGAGGGUUAGAUUUAACACUGAUAUUUCUCCUAUAUGUUUACCUGGUGCUCUCCAAUUCAAGAAACCAACUAAUGAGUUGGCUUUUGUUUCUGGUUUUGGAAACACAGAGUACUCACCGGAAAAAGACAAUAAAGCUGAAUGUGGGACAGAUAUGUUUCUUCCAAGACCGUAUCACAGUUGUGCUGGAAGCUGUCAAAAAUCAAACCCACCAAUUGAUUCUCUAGAUGAAACCAUUUGCAGUUGGCUGAUAUAUAAAAAUAUGGAUACUUUACUCAAGGCAAACUGGUAUAUUUUCUUAAAUAAAAUGAUUUAUCUCCUGAACAUUUUUCUGUAAUUUGUAUAUAUUUCUAUAUAUACAUAAAAUAGAAAUCCCUGUUAUUUUAUCGUCUACCCAUCAUAACUUGAGAGAUCUACGGGAAUGUUCUUUCUUAGCUUUAUAGUUUCCAGACCCUAAUUUGAGUGGGUCUACUUUUAUAGAGGAAAAUAGCUAAACUUGUAAUUUAAGACCGAGCGCGGGUAAACAGCGGGAGCUACCAUGAGUAAGUAACCUGGGCAACGAUGGGUUCCUAAACUAGUAUCUAUGUCCGAUUUUUACUGAGGAACCCUUUGACGGAUUGGAUUGAAAUGUUAAUUGGGAAAGUCGAGCGGAAGAACCACGGCCGUGAAUGUUCUUCAUGCCUGGUUUAAAUCUUCUGAAUUGAUCGGUUUAAUUUUUUGGGAAAACUCCAGGCAAAGCUGGAUUCCCAAGAUAUUUAUUUUAAAAAGAUUAAAAUUAUAAAAAUUAUUU